GUAGGUCUCACGUGACCAGGAGUCGACGUGUGCAGAAGUCCUGCUAGUCUGGUCCUGAUUCCCGUCUGGGUACCAGCUUCCUUCAACAGCGCAGACAGCGGGGCCCGCGGCUAGGGGAAGGAGGAGUCAGUUUGCUGGAAUUUUGCAGGUCUGCAGGUCUGUUGUUCAUAGCAGUACGCAAGGCUAGAAAAGGCAAGGAAGAAAGUGACUGGAUCAGUACAGAAAUAAUUGUUUUCAAAGAGGAAUAAGCGGAGAAAAAGUAAGGAAGAGGGAAAGGAAGAAAGGAAGAGAGGCAGACAAGAUGAAACCCUGUCAAAAAAUGGAAGGAAAACCAGAAGAUGAGAGUGAACCAAAGCUUGAGGAAGAGCCAAAGCCUGAGGAAAAGCCAGAGGAGGAGGAAAAAACAGAAGGAACUUUUAGAGAAAGGCUGAUUCAGUCUCUACAGGAAUUUAAAGAAGAUAUACACAACAGGCAUUUAAGCAAGGAAGAUAUGUUUAGAGAAGUGAAUGAAAUAGAUGAGAUAAGGAGAGUAAGAAACAAACUUAUCGUGAUGCGUUGGAAGGUUAAUCGAAAUCAUCCUUACCCCUAUUUAAUGUAGUUUACCUUGAUUUUUCUUUUUUCUGAUGUUAACGUUACUUUUGAUUUGCGUCCUCUUGAUUUACCUUUGGCCAUCUUUCUACUUUUAACUUGUUGCUAUUAGUGGCUUUAGAUGCGUCUCAUUGUUUCUUGUAUUUCAAACCAAUCUACAAAUCUCUGCCUUUUCAUAGGAGAAAUCUACUCAUUUGUACAAAAAGAGGUUCCUGAAUAGAUAUAAAAUGAAAAAAAGAUUACUAAGUAAUAUGUGAAUAUCAUAUUUUUGAAAGGGGAGAGUACAUUUGUAUAUUACAUAUAUGCACAGAAGAACAUGUGAAGGAUGAAAGACAAAAAGUACAAUCAGUGGUAGGAUUAUGAGUGAUUUUUUAAUUCAGCUUAUUUGUAUUUUUCCUUAUUCCUAGAAUGUACACACAUUGUUAGAAAUAAUAAAAAUUUUAUAACAAAAAAGAAGUAACCAACAGCACUUAGUGUAUUUCUAAAGGCAUUGGGACACAUAAUAUUUAUUGGCAGAAUUUUAGAAGCAAAUGUAAAUUCAAAUUACCACCAGACCGCUUAGCUAGAAGAAUAAAUUUUACAUCUUCUCUCAUCUGUAAAAUAGAGAUAAUGAUCUCUUAAGGAUCUUGUGGGGACCAAAUAAGGCAAUGGGUGUGAGCUCUAUUUGACAGCUUUUGUCCCCAUCUGCCCAUGCAGGAUCCCAACUCCCAAGAGGUUUUAGAUACUUUGGAGGCUGGAGAAAGUAGUUCUCACCUGUGCUUAAGAACAAAUUCAGGCAACUUUUAGGUGGGUACCACCCUUGUGUUUUCUCUCCUGCUGUGCCUGCCCAACCCUCCAUCUUCUUCCCCUUGAUAUAACCAUGUAUAUUGGGUAUAUAUGUCCCUCCAUCCAGGUCCUGUACCUCUCAGGCACCUAACAUUGCUGAUAUGCUAGAAAUCUCAAAUAAUGAAGCUCAACAUGUUUCUUUUGGGCCCCCCUACAAUGGGCUGACCGCCCCCCCACAGACUGACCUCUACAGAAGUGGGGAAAAUGCCCAUCUCUUCAGUUUAGGUUAUGCAGGGCCACUUGGGCCAUGAUAUCUUAUAGAUACUUGAGCAACUUUGGGAUUUUAAUCAGAGAUCCAU
Molecule: messenger RNA, 1712 nt
Organism: Vicugna pacos (alpaca)
Lineage: Eukaryota; Metazoa; Chordata; Mammalia; Artiodactyla; Camelidae
Gene: TCEAL9
Product: transcription elongation factor A like 9
Source: RefSeq, a predicted model, not a curated record